GUCACUACAUAUCUCCGAUAGAUACAAUACGUUUGAUAAUGAGUAAUCCGGAGGCCCGUGACAUGGUUGAAAACGAAGCUCCUCGGAAAGAUGAGACUAUACGUACUUUUCAGGAUGGUCGUCAAUUUUCGCUGAAUACUUUUCUCAAUGAGCACCCUUGUGCUUUGCGUCUAUCAUUUCAUAUAGACGAAGGAGAGUAUGCAAAUCCAUUAGGAUCCAGGAAAGGCAACAACAAAUUAACAAAUGUUUGCAUAAAGUUGCAAAACAUUGAUUCUCGUCUCAAUUCGUCUUUGGAGCGUGUUUACGUCGUUCUAAUGGUAAAAUCCAGUGUGCUGAAGAAAUAUGGAUACAAGAAAGUGUUUCAGCCAUUAAUUGGCGAUCUGUUGAAGCUGGAAAGUAAAGAAGGUGUUCAGAUUAAAUUUGAUUCAGGUAUUUACACACUACGUGCAACGUUGGUGAAUGUGUUGGGUGACACUCUUGCCAUACAUGACUUGUAUGGGCUAUUGGGACCUUCAGCCAAUUACUUCUGCAGAGCUUGUAUGAUCACACGAGCUGAUUUGCAAAAUGGAAAUUUUGGAGAUAAUUUUCCUCAUCGAACAGCACAAAGUGUCAAAAACGACCUAGAAGCUGUUAAUAACAACGAGAUAACUGCCUCACAAUGUGGCAGGGGAUUCUUCCAAUGGUGA
Armigeres subalbatus is the source of this 686-nucleotide messenger RNA. RefSeq lists its product as uncharacterized. The record is from RefSeq and is a predicted model, not a curated record. The coding region runs from base 39 to 686 and encodes 215 amino acids. The transcript is spliced from 3 exons. NCBI's taxonomy places the organism in Eukaryota, Metazoa, Arthropoda, Insecta, Diptera, Culicidae.